Molecule: messenger RNA, 2220 nt
Organism: Procambarus clarkii (red swamp crayfish)
Lineage: Eukaryota; Metazoa; Arthropoda; Malacostraca; Decapoda; Cambaridae
Product: high mobility group nucleosome-binding domain-containing protein 5
Source: RefSeq, a predicted model, not a curated record
UCAGUGGCGCGUCAACUGCUGCAGGAGUCGCACGCCUUCCCGCGCCUGCUGCACGCCUUCCCGCGCCUGCUGCACGCCUUCAUAGUUACCUUGCCCUGUCACCUGUACCGUCUUGAUUCAUGAUGGCUGACGUCCGCCAAGCUCUUCGUCGAGAAGUUAAGGAUGAGAUCCACGUAAUAAAUUCUUACUUGGAAGACUUGCAGAAUCGCAAAGCAGAAUUAGCUGGUGCUGUAAAAGGAGUGACCACCGUUAUUGAAAGCCUUCGUUUAGCAGUUAUUGAAUUAAAAGGAAAGACUUCAGCUUCAAGCCAAAAAUGUGAGCGGCCAUCACGUCAAGAAGCCCACCAGAAGAGAGAAGAGAUUGCUGUGCAAACCAUCAUUGACAAAGAUAAAGUAGAGGACGAUAUCACACAGAAGAAAGAGCAAGAAAACACAAAUGAGAAAGAAGAAAGAGUGACAAAUGUUGAGGAGACAGGGAAGGAAGUGGACGAGGUGAAGGAGAAAGAAGAAAGAGUGACAAAUGUUGAGAAGACAGGGAAGGAAGUGGACGAGGUGAAGGAGAAAGAAGACAGAGUGACAAAGGUUGAGGAGACAGGGAAGGAAGUGGACGAGGUGAUGGAGAAAGAAGAAAGAGUGACAAAGGUUGAGGAGACAGGGAAGGAAGUGGACGAGGUGAAGGAGAAAGAAGACAGAGUGACAAAGGUUGAAGAAACAGGGAAGGAAGUGGACGAGGUGAAGGAGAAAGAAGAGCCACAACAGGUGGACGUUGAGCAGUCAGAGGCGGCAGUGACAGAAGAUGAAGAGGAUAAGGCAGAAAUCUCAUUAAGCGACUCUGAUGAAAAAUAUCUGAAGAAAAUGUUCGAAGAUAUUGAAAAGUUUUCAAUCAAUGAAAACUUUGAACCGACAUGUUUCCUGCUCAACAUUUUUGACACAGAUAAAGUAAAAGACGAUAUCACACAGAAGAAAGAGCAUGAAAACACAAAUAAGAAAGAAGAAAGAGUGACAAAGGUUGAGGAGACAGGGAAGGAAGUGGACGAGGUGAAGGAGAAAGAAGAAAGAGUGGCAAAGGUUGAGGAGACAGGGAAGGAAGUGGACGAGGUGAAGGAGAAAGAAGAAAGAGUGGCAAAGGUUGAGGAGACAGGGAAGGAAGUGGACGAGGUGAAGGAGAAAGAAGACAGAGUGACAAAAGUUGAGGAGACAGGGAAGGAAGUGGACGAGGUGAAGGAGAAAGAAGGCAGAGUGACAAAUGUUGAGACAGGGAAGGAAGUGGACGAGGUGAAGGAGAAAGAAGAAAGAGUGGCAAAGGUUGAGGAGACAGGGAAGGAAGUGGACGAGGUGAAGGAGAAAGAAGAACCACAACAGGAGGACGUUGAGCAGUCAGAGGCGGCAGUGACAGAAGAUGAAGAGGAUAGGUCGAGCGACUCCAGUGAACUAUCUCUGGAUACAACGUUGGAAGAUCUGGAAAAGAUGGAGGAGGAUUUAUCAGUGAUUGAGAAUUGUGAAACCGCAGGUUUCCUGCUCGACAUUUUGUAUGGUAUUCGCCAGAAAGUAGAAGAUAUAUGUGUCGAGGUUCUUGCACUGAAGGGACAUAGGGAGAACUUAAUGAAUGAGAAGACCUUUCUGGAAGAGUCUAGUAAGAAGCUGGUCUCUGAGCGCUCAAAACUCCCUUAGUCACAAAUAUCGUUUUGAGAUGAAGAUGAACAAUAUGCCUAUUCUUUAUUUGUUUUGGAUGCGGAAUAUAAUUUCCAUUUGCAAUGCUAUUUAGAUUCAUUUAUGAUAGUGCCUUAGUUCUCAAUGUUAAAUCAAAGGGGUAAGCACUUAUAGACAGGAAGGAGACCUUAUAAGGAAUAUAGAGCUCCUCUAGAAAAUCAGUUGAUGGUGAAAAGUUUUCUAUAUUUAGUAAAUAUUUACUAAAGUAGUUGCUUAUGAGGAAAAUCAAGCCUUCUCCAGCUAACAACCGGCCAAGGCCAAAGGAUUAAUUUUUCGGGCAGAGUUGUGUAUAUGGAUGUCGCCUUGUAGCUGAAUUUUGUUUUCAAAACAUUAUUAAACUGCAUUUAAUUUAAAUUGUAUUAAGUUAUAUAGGGUACCGUAUCUUAUUUUAAUGAGUAAUAUGCUAGUACUAAUUGGCUGAUUUUUGUUAUAUGAAUGUAAUAGAAAAAAUCUUUAAGUUGUAUAUUACAUCAUACAUAUAUUGUUCGUGCAGUAAAGUGUUGUGCCAAAG